This is a messenger RNA of Ceratina calcarata, 1823 nucleotides long. It is a transcript of the gene Ost48, whose product is annotated as dolichyl-diphosphooligosaccharide--protein glycosyltransferase non-catalytic subunit Ost48. Gene Ontology annotation, cellular component: endoplasmic reticulum membrane; oligosaccharyltransferase complex. Lineage: Eukaryota; Metazoa; Arthropoda; Insecta; Hymenoptera; Apidae. The transcript is spliced from 3 exons. The record is from RefSeq and is a predicted model, not a curated record. Bases 167 to 1471 code for a protein of 434 amino acids.
GGGUUCAUUCAAAUGCUAGUGAGUUCGAUCUAUACGGUUGAAAAGCAUGCCGUGUCACUUCCGCGUAAGCCGAUCACUUCCGUUUGAUUACGUGUUGUGUCGGUGCAUGGAGGAGCCGCAAGUUUGAGAGAUAGUGAAACCGGUUUCGUGGCAAUUCAGCUACACAAUGAAAUUUACAAACAAUUUCCUAUGUUUCGUUAUGUUUUUCGGAGUGGCGUCCGCUGGCGGGCCGACUCUGGUUCUGCUCGACAAUUUAGCCAUCAAAGAAACCCACUCCAUAUUUUUCAAAAGCCUGCAAGACACUGGAUACACGUUAACGUUUAAACUGGCAGAUGAUGCAAAUCUGCAACUCUCAAAAUAUGGAGAAUAUCUAUAUCAACAUUUAAUUAUAUUCGCUCCAUCCGUAGAAGAGUUCGGUGGAACUCUGAGCGUUGAAAUGAUAACUGAUUUCAUUGACGGAGGAGGCAACGUCCUCGUCGCUGGUUCAUCCCAAACUGGGGACGCUCUCCACGAGCUGGCUUCAGAAUGUGGUUUCGAAAUUGACGAAGAAGGUUCUGCAGUCAUCGAUCAUUUAAAUUACGAUGUAUCUGACAAUGGAUAUCACACAAAAAUAGUGGCAGACCCUGUCAAUUUGAUAGACGCUCCCGUGAUCGUGGGAAACAAGAAUGUGCAACCAUUGCUUUAUCAAGGGACAGGAUUAAUCGCGGAUACAGAGAACCCUUUGAUUCUACGUCUGUUAACAGCGUCCAGUUCUGCAUACUCUUACAAUCCAAACAAUUCCAUAAAAGAAUAUCCACACGCAGUUGGUAAAAACACAUUGCUGAUCGCAGCGUUGCAAGCCAGAAACAAUGCGAGAGUCGUGUUCUCUGGCUCUUUGUACUUCUUCAGUGACGAGGCGUUUACUAGUCCCAUCCAGAGAGCUCAAGGUGGUCAGAAAUAUGAGAAAUCUGGGAAUGAAGCAGUUGCGACGAUGAUUGCUCGUUGGGUGUUCAAAGAAAACGGUGUGAUUCGCGUAUCUGCUGUUCAUCAUCACAGGGUCGGAGAAUCCGAGCCCCCAGCAGCUUACACGAUCAUGGACGAUGUGAUCUAUUCCAUAACCAUUGAGAAACUAGCGGGAGACAAAUGGAUUCCUUAUGAAACCAAUGAUUUACAAUUAGAAUUUGUUCGAAUAGAUCCUUUCGUCCGUAUGACGAUGAAACCCGUAGGCAACGGUCGCUACGAAGCUAGAUUUAAAAUCCCAGACGUCUACGGGGUUUAUCAAUUUAAGGUAGAUUAUACUCGCAUCGGUCUUACGCAUUUGUACAGCACGACACAAGUGUCGGUGCGACCUUUGCAGCACACGCAAUACGAAAGAUUUAUACCCAGUGCAUAUCCGUACUACGUGAGCGCUUUCUCGAUGAUGGGCGGCGUGUUCUUAUUCUCUCUGGUGUUCCUACAUUACAAGGAUGACACGAAACCAAAGUCUGAAUAGACACAAUAAUGAAUCGUGCGUUCAUCGAUAGAAUAAAAUUUCUUACUUCGCGAUCUGUUCCUCAACAACGGGGCUCUGAUCGAAAAAAUGCUUUUACCGAUGAACUCACGAUAUAAAUUUGUCGAUUACGUACAAUCGUUACUUCGCUACGAAGGUGCUUAGUCAGACUUGUUAACAAAGUGCAUUUAUGUCACGUAUCUGAACGAGUGUGACGGCAGAUUGAUAUUUAUUUAAGGAGAGAUGAGGAGAUUGUGUAAUUGUCAUUAUUAGUAACGGCUAACUCUGAGGGAUGUUACUUUCCUAUCUCCGGGAAUAAAUUUACGAAAUAAAAUCGUAUCCUUGUUUUAUCAUA